Molecule: messenger RNA, 168 nt
Organism: Perkinsus marinus ATCC 50983
Lineage: Eukaryota; Perkinsozoa; Perkinsida; Perkinsidae
Exons: 2
Coding region: 1-168 (55 amino acids)
Source: RefSeq, a predicted model, not a curated record
AUGCCCGAAGAGUUAGAAGAGUUGGUUAGCUCUCUGCAGGCUAGGCAGGCGAUGAAGUAUUCCUCCUCGAGACGUAUUGGUGUUGAUGAGAAAAGACCGGGAGAAAAUGCAGAUAUUUUUGGCAUUCUUGAAGCUAUAGAGGCCCAGAAGAGUACCAAUACGGACUAG